CACAGUCACCUCCGGCUGCAGCAAGGCGAGCGUCACGCUGCCAGGCGGAGGCGACUGGUGCGGUUCAUGUACUUGUUGUUUCGUCUACUCGAAGCAGAGGAGCAUGGCUCGUGUCGGUUGAACACAACGCGGCGAAGCUCAUAAUGGCCGAAUUCGUCGGGGGAAGCUUCGUCACGCCUGCUUCCUUGACCAGAGAGUAACGCGCGUCCUACCGAGGUCCGAAGGGGAAGAAGACGCCGCCGCCGCCGCAACAACAACAACAACAACAAAAACAAAAAGGCGUCAAUUCAGCGACGAUUCAUGAGCGAUCGGGAGCUUCUCCACUCGAAGUCGACCCGUUCGAAGUGUAUCUCUCAUCCACCCGUCGAACGACCGUCGACAACAUGGACCGAGGCGGCUGCCAGAUGAGCGGCGGCGGCGGCGGGGUCGUGGACGACGGCGGCGGGCCCGAGUCGAGCGGCAUGAUCACGCUGGAGGACCUGGAGUCCUUCUCGGAGGACCAGCUGUCAGACUCGGGCAACGGCAGCCUGGAGGAGGCGGCGGACACCAUGGAGGAGGACGGCCGCCUGCUGCAGUACUGGCAGGACGUGGCCAGGGGACACCAGGUGAAAGUUUCUCAAGAUAUGGCAGAACCCAUUCAGCAGUUAACAAGCAACAACCAAGGACGCAGCAAGAGAGAACACAUCCCUUUUACUCUCCUUGGAAAAAGAGAGAAGUGUGGGAACCUGCUCUAUGAGAAACGCGAAUAUGAAAAGGGCCACUGGGCUUGUAUAACAAUGUGUGAGGACACUUACGAACAGAGCAUCUGUUAUGGUUUCAUGAGGAUGAUGAGAUACAUCUGCCAGCAGAACUCUUUGGGUGACUACUUGGGCAUGACGAUCCCCAUCGUGACAGUGGUACACACAGAUGAGAGCCACACUGUGAUCUCCAAUGGUGUCACUGUGGCGUACUACCUUCCUGCUGAGCAUCAGGCCCAGCCCCCACAACCCGAGGACAACGAGAUCACCAUAGAUAUCUGGCCCAGCACUAUUGUGUACACAAGGGCCUUCUCCGGUCCCACCAAUGAAGUGACCAUCAUUGAUCAGAUAAAUGCCAUGGCAGAGGUGCUCGAAUCUCCUGGCGUGUGCGUCAACGACUCGUUCAUCGUGGCCGGCUACACCAACCCUGCUCACAGCAACCGUCAGAAUGAGAUCUGGUUCCUGGAGCGCCGCUGAGGGACGAGAGGAUUUAGGCAGCCUCCGUAUCUGUGACCUUGAGCCUGAUAAAGACUCCCUUAACACUGCCCCAACUCAGCUACAGCCUCAGGUGUAAUACUUUCUGUAGUUACCACCUCUACCUGAAACAACCACCAGCUCAUCACACUCCAGAGCAGUUUGGCAACCCAUGACUCAAAACCUCAGCAAAUUUUCAUUUAUGUUCAUUUAGAGAUAUCCUCAACUCACCCACAACAGCUGAACCAAAUCACUGCCAUACGCUCAUGGACACAACUCAAAUGCUUAGGUGAAGUGUAGCAUUCAUCUCCCGCUCCUACACUUAGAUGACUAAACCCUUUCCUAAGCACAGUGCUCUCUUGUUAAAGUUGAAAUAGUUUUAACUCUUAGCACUCCAUGAACAUAGUAACCAUUGCGCCAGAAACUUGUGACAGCGUGUCUUUUCCACGGUGGAAACAGGCUCCCAGAGGAUAUGCAGUCUUAUUAAACUUUUUUUGUUGCACAGCUGCAAUGCCUUGUCAUGUGGGUUGAAGUUCAAAUCACAACAGAAAGAAAAGAAGAAUAAAACAGUUUCUCUGUCGCUUUCUGGAACAAUUUCAACUCUGUCACUGUUGAUCUGCUGUUCAAAUUCAAUACAGGUCCCAAAUCUACAGUAUGUGAUGCCAAACACACUGCAUAUUUUGCUUUAACAAUAAGUGCAAUAUUUACAAUAUUAACCAGCAACCAACAAGCCAGUUACUACAGUUACUGGGCCACUAACCUAACCCAGUUAAAAGGUGUGUUCAGUUACAGGUGGGGACAGUGUGAAAAAAAACCUGACAAACAACAUCCAGUCCAGAACUGGCGGCUUGAACCAUGAAUUUGCUCUAGACAAAAGGUGACAGUAAUGUAGAAGACAGAUGCACAUGAAUGUAACCUGUUUGUGUGUUUCUGUGCAUGAAUGUACAGCUACAGGGAGGGGUGAAAACAAAUGUCACACUUACAGAAACCAAACGCUGAAAACUCACCGAUUCAACUGCUGAAUGACAAUCAUAAAGUACUUAUAUAUAUAUAUAUAUAUACAUUCUUUUCUUUCUGCGAGAAAACAAUGUGAUGAAAUCAAUGCAUUCCUCAUGAUUCAAGGCACAUUCACACGCAGGAAUUGUAUGUACCUCUUUCUCAUGCUCUUUCUACUUGCUACGCUGUGUCAAUGUUAGUGAGUUUGCAUUCACUACUGUAUAGCAAAUACCACUGCUUCUGAGUAGGAACAGUGUAACCAAGAAAAUUAGACCACAAAGAAUACCUCUACUGUGAUAAUACUCUUACUCUUUCACACUGUUAGACUACAGUAAAAAAAAAGUUCUACUUAAAACUGUAUUUGAUGUUCUAUCACCAAGAUAAGAAGAUUUUGUAGUCAAAGUGAAGGAUGUAUGUCUAUCUUUGCUAUAUUUUAAAAUAAAACGUACCAGUACAAUUCAAAAAUAAUAAUAAAGCAAACUAGCUACAAUGAGAGUUCACAUUAACAUUGGAAUCUUUCUGCUUUGGAAAUUUACAUUUACUGCUUGGGUGCCAGUCAAAUAAAACUGGAGGUGAACUAGCCAAAUCAUAACUGUGUGGGCGUUUUUUAAAGGACAGGGUGAUGAAAUACUUAGGCGGGUAGGUUUGUUGAGGCCUAUUAAAAGCUCAAAUUUAGAGGAAUUUUGGUUUAAUCUUACUUAAACCACAAGAAUGUAAAUAAAUUGAGUUGCAAGGUUUGCUCAGCCUUUAAGUCCAAAUCCGAAGAAUUUUGCAUUUAAUGAUGGAAGAGAUCUAUGACAACAACCAUAGUGUGCAAACACUUGCAAAGCCAUGAUACAUGUAGGUUUGUUUUCCCUUUAAGAGCCUGGUUAUAUGGGAACAUCAAGUGUAACAGUUUAAUUUGUGUUCCCUUUUUUCUGCUUAAAGUGUAGUUGUUUUUUUGUGUUUCGCAAGAGUGCAGUACUGUGAACGUUCAAGUGCAACAACAAGAGCUACUGUGGUUUUUCUUUGUUCAAUAAAGAUGUGCUCGUAUCCUGUCUUUCGAAAUCUA
Messenger RNA from Scophthalmus maximus (turbot), 3258 nucleotides. RefSeq names its product heme-binding protein soul3 (gene soul3). The record is from RefSeq and is a predicted model, not a curated record. Bases 384 to 1214 code for a protein of 276 amino acids. The transcript has 5 exons. NCBI's taxonomy places the organism in Eukaryota, Metazoa, Chordata, Actinopteri, Pleuronectiformes, Scophthalmidae.